Messenger RNA from Westerdykella ornata, 2214 nucleotides. RefSeq names its product N-acetylglutamate synthase. The transcript has 2 exons. NCBI's taxonomy places the organism in Eukaryota, Fungi, Ascomycota, Dothideomycetes, Pleosporales, Sporormiaceae. Gene Ontology annotation, molecular function: L-glutamate N-acetyltransferase activity, acting on acetyl-CoA as donor; arginine binding. Gene Ontology annotation, cellular component: mitochondrial matrix. Bases 1 to 2214 code for a protein of 737 amino acids. Gene Ontology annotation, biological process: L-arginine biosynthetic process. The record is from RefSeq and is a predicted model, not a curated record.
AUGAGCAUCCGCCAGACCGCCCAAUGUCGGCGCCUGGGAACGCUCGCGAACCAAACAUUCUUGAGGUACGGUAGACUAUGCAAUGGUAGCGAAACUCCAAGAUUUUCUUCGACCGAAACCGGAUAUCCCACGUCUCGACGAAACUCCGUCAAAGAAAGGCAGCGUGCCGAACGAGAGCAAUUGAUCAAGUCGCUGAAAGAAUCGCCUGGAAAACGCGAUGCCAGAAACUUCCUGAAACACUUUGAUACCUCUACGAAGGUUCACAAGGCAGCUGCUGUGGAACAGGAUCGCGCUGUGCGGGAUGCCGUGGAGAAGGCGCAUCAUAAUGAAUGGCGCCUGACGAGGACGGGCGUGAACUUGGGGAAUCUAUAUGAGCCGACUAAGGCUAUACAAGACAGCCCGGUUUUCUCUCAGCAGCCCUUGCCAGAGAAGCGUGGCCCAGAGCUUGUGGAGCCGCUACAUAUUGCAUUGGUCAAGUUGCGACAACCGCAGGUGCUCGACGAUGAGACGCUGGGGGGACUCGCGUUGACCUUAAGCCAGAUGGUCCGUCUGGGUUUGAACAUCGCAGUUGUGGUUGACUGCGACGACGAUGUGGUUCCGAAUACGCUCGAACUUAGCCCACCCUGGGAGGACCUGGUCCGUGAGCAAUCAACCCGCAUCGUCGAUGCGUUGGAAGAGUACAACGAACCAGGCGCAUUUGAGGUGGAUCAUGCGUUGACUGUAUCGGAGUUGCCCAAGGAAAUACCCGCCACUGUCCAUACCCGUGGAGUCGUGGAAGUCAAGCACAACCACCUGAUAUUUCCGCCAAUCGAAGAUGGCAUCAUUCCCGUCAUCCCGCCCUGGGCUUAUAAUGCGGAGUUAAAGAAGGUUAGAGUUCGACCGGACGAUGUGGUACUGGCGCUGACCCGCGAAUUUGCGGGCCUCACCAAGCAGAUCGUAGAGGCAGAGGACACGGAGGAAGGUUCUCUCAAGGAAUCGAAAGGACCCGACGAGGGGCGACUGCUGGACAGAAUCAUUGUGCUCGAUCCUCUCGGAGGGUUACCAUCCGACAACCGGGUGGAUGGAGCCCAUGUUUUCGUCAAUCUGGAAGCUGAAUACCAGGACGUGAGGAAGGAGUUAGAAAAGCGGCCUCCGACGGCUGAUCUGAGAAUCACUUCAUCAGAAGCGGAGCCAUCACUUGGAGCCAGUAACCCAUUCUCGGCAUUUGUUGAAACCGAAAUGGCACCUUCAUGGGGUCCAUCUACCCAGAAGAUCGAGAGCCCACAAGGGCCUAAUCGACACGUCCAGAACCUCGACGUGGUGCAGAAAGCUCUCAAGCUACUGCCUCCUUCUUCAUCGGCGCUAAUCAUCACCCCGACUGAAGCAGCCAUAUCGUCUCAAGUUCCCUUCAUGCCUUCACCCUCCACCGGCGUGCGAACGCGACGCUCCAAAAACCCUCUGAUUCACAAUCUCCUCACUGAUAAGCCGAUGAUAUCCUCAUCACUCCCAGCGCCUCUUGUUGACCGUGUUACGGCAUCUACCGCUCCGACCCCAGCUACUUUCCUUAAGAAAGGCAUCCCCGUCACUCUGAUACCGGACCCUCGCCUGACUGGCGGCUGGCAACCACCAUCUCCUGGAAAUCCUAGCAUCGAGUUGGAGAAAGACCCUCGUAUCAAUUUCCCUAGGCUUGUCGAACUUAUCGAAGACUCGUUCAGGAGGAAGCUGGACGCUCGGCAUUACCUGGACCGGAUACGAGGCCGAGUGGCAGGGUUGAUUGUGGCGGGCGACUACGAAGGCGGUGCCAUCUGCACGUGGGAGACGCAUCCCGAUGUGAGGACGACCCCGCCACCAGAUUCUCCCCUGUGGGUGCCAUAUCUGGACAAGUUCGCCGUCCUCACCACUUCUCAGGGCUCUGGUGGCGUGGCCGACAUCGUGUGGAAUGCGUUGACGCGGUCAUGCUUCCCCAAUGGCCUUGUAUGGCGCAGCAGGACAAGUAACCCCGUGAACAAAUGGUAUUUCGAAAGAGCGGUCGGAAUGUGGAAUCUACCAGACGGACAAUGGACGAUGUUUUGGACCACUGAGGGCGUGGUCGAGGAAUGGGCGGAAAAGAAGGCGGAGAAGAGGACGAUUACCGCUGAUGCUGUGGGCAUGAAUGAGAUGACUAGAUGGGACUCCUAUGUUGGUGUUUGCGGAGGAGUGGUACCCAGCUGGGCGGACAACAGGAAGCCGGAUUAA